Echinops telfairi (small Madagascar hedgehog) is the source of this 2137-nucleotide messenger RNA. It is a transcript of the gene HERPUD2, whose product is annotated as HERPUD family member 2. Gene Ontology annotation, biological process: endoplasmic reticulum unfolded protein response. The coding region runs from base 202 to 1425 and encodes 407 amino acids. NCBI's taxonomy places the organism in Eukaryota, Metazoa, Chordata, Mammalia, Afrosoricida, Tenrecidae. The record is from RefSeq and is a predicted model, not a curated record. The transcript has 8 exons. Gene Ontology annotation, molecular function: protein binding.
GCCGCCGCCGCCGCCGCCUCUGUCCAGCCCGGGUACCGGCCAUGGUCGUCGUCUUGCCGGAUGCGCUUGUGACCGUCUCGGACACGCAAUACUAAGAACUCGUUGCCAUCUCCUUUCCCAGUCCAGUGGGCAGUUACCACCUCGGCUCACUUGGGCUUGUUUAACUGCUGCUUCUCUUGACUGCCCGACUUUGGGGGCACCAUGGACCAAAGUGGGAUGGAGAUUCCUGUGACGCUCAUCAUUAAAGCACCGAAUCAGAAAUACAGUGACCAGACUAUCAGCUGCUUCUUGAACUGGACGGUGGGGAAACUGAAAACGCACCUGUCUAACGUGUACCCUAGCAAACCAUUAACAAAGGAUCAGAGAUUGGUGUAUUCAGGCAGACUGCUUCCCGAUCAUCUGCAGCUGAAAGACAUUCUCAGAAAACAAGAUGAGUAUCAUAUGGUUCAUCUAGUAUGUACUUCUCGGACUCCUCCCAGUUCUCCAAAAUCUUGCACCAGUACAGAAAAUCAUGAAGCAUUGGCAUCCAGCAGCAAUUCUAGUUCCGAUCAUUCAGGAUCAACAACUCCAUCAUCCAGUCCAGAAACCUUGUCUGUAGGUGCCAGUUCUUCCUCAGAAGGACUGAGGCAACGCACAACCCUUCCACAAGCACAAACUGACCCUGCAGAGAGUCAUCAGUUCCCAUAUGUCAUGCAAGGAAAUGUAGACAACCAGUUUCCUGGGCAAGCAGUUGCUGCUGGGAUCCCGGUAUAUCCUGCUCUCAGUCCACUGCAGAUGCUGUGGUGGCAGCAGAUGUAUGCUCAUCAGUACUACAUGCAAUAUCAAGCUGCAGUUUCAGCUCAGGCCACAACAAAUGCCAACCCAGCCCAGCCUACUGCUCCACAGCCUCUAAAUUUGGCACACGUUCCUGGAGAAGAACCCCAGCCAGCUCCAAACCUAGUGGUUCAAGAAAACCGGCCCGUGAAUGAGAAUGUUCAGAUGAAUGCCCAGGGAGGUCCAGUGAUAAACGAGGAAGACUUCAAUCGAGACUGGCUAGACUGGAUGUAUACGUUCUCACGAGCUGCAAUUCUCCUUAGCAUUGUGUACUUCUAUUCCUCUUUCAGUCGGUUUAUCAUGGUAAUGGGAGCCAUGCUACUGGUGUAUCUACAUCAAGCCGGAUGGUUUCCUUUUAGGCAAGAAGGAGGUCAGCACCAGGCUGCCAACAAUCACGCUGAUGGUCAUAAUGAUGGGCAAAAUGCAAAUAACCUAGAGCUAGAAGAAAUGGAGCGUCUUAUGGAUGACGGGCUUGAAGACGAGAGUGGGGAAGAUGCCGGGGAAGGCGGCAGUGCAAUUCAAAGGCCUGGACUGAUGGCUUCAGCGUGGUCUUUUAUCACGACCUUCUUUACUUCACUGAUACCAGAAGGGCCUCCCCAAGUUGCCAAUUAGCCCUGAAAAACUGUGCCAGCCGCAAAGGAGGGUUUGACUUUAGGAAAGUGUUUUAAAUAACAGUGCAAUUUCAAAAAAAUUUAUAACUUUCUUUUGAUCAUGUACAGAAGUGUUUUUUCUUUAAGCUUCUCAUGCAUAUGAAUAUUUUAAGCACAAAUGGACUACUAAAUGUGUGAUUAUUAUUAUUAUUAUUAUUAUUAUUUUCAAGAUUCUAACAGAAGAUAGUAUAACAAUCCUGGCUUUCCAGGUUUCACUUGUUUUAAUUAUGUACAUUAUGCCAAGACAGACCUGUUUGUGUGUCUUAUUUCUUUAAAGAGCUGCUUCACAUAUGAAUGUCUAUGGUUAGUAGGCUAGGCCCUUCAGUGUAAUUUGAUUAGAUUAUUUUCUGUGAAUUAUUGUAAAAUUUUAAACAGAAUGACCUCAUAGUUUUUAACAAGGAAUAUUAUUUACCUAAAAUGUGCUAGUAGCAUUCUGCCCAGCCAUAAAGCAAUAAACUCAAUAAUCUUAAUUUUGAAAUUUGAAUAAAUUAAUGGAAUCUUUCUAUUUUAAGGGCAUGUAUCACAUAAUUGGAAUUAGUACCAUUUAAAAAAGGCAGCUCUCAUGUGGAAUUAACAGUGAUAAUGUUUGAUACAGGCAGUACUUUUUUAAAAUGAGAUAUGCUGGAAAUCACUUCCUGUAAUUUUUUUAAUAAAAAACGAACAAUUACGGUAAA